Molecule: messenger RNA, 1443 nt
Organism: Hippocampus zosterae (dwarf seahorse)
Lineage: Eukaryota; Metazoa; Chordata; Actinopteri; Syngnathiformes; Syngnathidae
Exons: 2
Biological process (GO): nucleocytoplasmic transport; fatty acid beta-oxidation
Cellular component (GO): nuclear pore; peroxisome
Molecular function (GO): flavin adenine dinucleotide binding; structural constituent of nuclear pore; acyl-CoA dehydrogenase activity
Source: RefSeq, a predicted model, not a curated record
AUGGAACCGGUCAACCUGUACGGCGAAAACCUGGAGGAGACGAUCGAGAUCCGGCAGAAUGCCAUCGAGAUUUACAAGCAGCGUCCGCCAGAGCGAGGCAGGGGACUCAACAAGCCGUGCAUCCUCACCUUCCACAACAUCGGCAACAUCCGGGAGAAGUACAGCCGGAUGAGCGACUCGCAGUACCAGGAGUUCCUGGCGAAGCUGGAGGAGUGGAUGGCGCAGAACGGGAUGAGGGAGGUGCGGGAAAAGCCCUUCGACCCCGAGGUCGGCAGACUGACCGUCACCAUCCUGACUACCUCACCCCCGAGGAGGAGGUCCAGCCCUUACCAGAAAUACAGGUCUGAAUUCCGCUCUGCUAUCGAGCCCCUCGGGCCUGCGCUCAACGAGUGCUAUGAAAAGGCAGAGUUUCCUUUCGCCCUCCUGCCCAAGCUCCGGAGCUUGAAUAUCUUCGACAAGUGGCUGAACGCACCUUACGGGCGGCCCUUCUCGACCGGCGGGAUUGGGGCCGUGCUAGCCGAGUUGGCGCGGGUGGAUGCUGGGCUGGCCACCUUCCUGCUGGUGCAGUGGGGGCUGGUGAUGGCCACGAUCUAGCAUCUUGGUACAGAAGAGCAGAAGAAAAAAUAUAUCCCGCAGCUCAAGAGCAUGGAAGUCAUUGGAGGCUGGGCCCUCACCGAGCCAGAGAUUGGGUCGGAUGCCUCCAGCCUGACCACAUCCGUCCGGGAAACACCAGACGGCUAUGUGAUCAACGGUCGCAAGCGGUGGAUCGGUAAUGGCGACGGCGGGCUGCUGGUCGUCUGGGCCCGCAACGAGGCAACCAAGUAGGUCGAGGGGUUCAUCGUUGAUACCAAGGACAACGGGGUGACUGCAACUGCCAUCAAGCAGAAAGUUCCGCUGCGGAUGGUGCAGAACUGCCAGAUCGAGUUCAAGGACACCAAGGUCCCGAAGGAGAACAAGCUGCGGACCAGCAACUUCCAGAACGGCACGGCGGUGAUCCUCAAGCACUCGCGAGUGUUCGUGUGCUGGCUGGCAGUCGGCGUGGCCCAGGGCGUGUAUGACCAUGCCCUGCGCUACACUCUCCACCGCAAGCAGUUCGGAAAGUCCAUCGCAGGGUACCAGAUGAUCCAAGAGAAGCUUAUGCGGGCACUAGCAAACACCCAGGCCGUUUCACUCACUGCCUUCCGAGUCUCAACGCUUGUGGACCGCGGCGAGGCCAGCAUGGGGCAGAUCGCACUGGCGAAGGCCUACAACUCGGAGCGGCUGCGGGAGGUGGCGCGGCUAGGGCGGGAGGUGAUGGGCGGGAACGGGAUCCUGCUGGAGAACUACGCGAUGAAGGCGGUGGCGGACGCGGAGGUGAUCCACACAUACGAGGGCACGUACGACAUAAACAUGCUGGUGGCGGGCCGGGAGAUGACCGGACUCGCUGCCUUCAAGCAAAGAUGA